AUGCAACGUGAGAGGCAAAGACCUGGUGUAAGUUUUGCUUUGUUGCCAUGUUUCUUUCGUGUCUUGGGGAAAAGCGUGCGACCUUAACUCACUUAUCAUCGGCAAAUUGUCGUUAUGAAAUUCAUUCAUUAGAUUCUAAGACGAGAACGACUACGAGUACGAGAUAUUCUCAAUAGUAAGUAGUACUCGCGCGUGAGGAACGUCAUUUUGGCAGGAAAACGUGGUAGCCGUCGUUAUUCUACCACGAGUUUUAGCGAGAGUGUCGUAGUCGGGCGGGAACAAGUUAUCAAAUGUUAGAACUUUAGCAUUUUGCAAUCUGGAGAGGUCCUAACCUCCUUCAAUAACGAUAACAGUGCUAAAUUUUCUGGUGAAAAAAAGUAGAAUGAAGAAUUCCGGGGUGUCUAUUUUUUGCCAAUGCGCGAAAAAAAAUUUAAAUCAAAUCUCGUACUCGUAGUCGUUCCCGUCCUCGAAUCUAAAGGUGUCUAUUCAUUUACUCAGAAGUUUAAAAACGCAUGACUCAAAUGUACCACUAGCCUGCGCUUCAGGCGCUUGCAAGUGAUAUGGGAGUGUAUUUCCGUCGCGCUCCCCGCUUUCUCUCUCUCGCACCCUUAACUUCCAACAUCUGCUACGCAGUAGUGUUCGACGCUUGGGGAGAGCUUAUUUAGGCGAGUAUUGUGACAAAACACAUCAUACUAAUACAUGAAAGUAAUACAAACAGAAUUCUUGUCAGUAAAAGGAGAAAUAAAAAGAAAGAAAGAAAAAGUAGAAGAAGGAGAAGGAGAAGAAAAGGAAACCCAUUUUUAAGAAAUUAUAGCAAGCAAAAUCACAAGAAGAAUUUGCAAAGAAAAACCGGAGAAUUUUAACUAGCCAGCGACAGUCUGUUAAGACUCACUUAUGUACUUCAUGUAUUAAAAUGUACAUUACAGUUACAGAACCAGGUGAAACUUGCGAAAUCUCUAUCUGGGGGGUUUAAUUUGCAUGAAUCAGUCAUUCAUUUUAUAGACAGAAUAUUUUUUUUAGGAAAGUGCAGUUCCCUCUUCGAUGUUGUCAAGGCCACACCCAGCGAAACAAUCAAGUAAGUUUCUACAAGGCAAAAGACAGACUGCCUCAGCAUUAUUAAACAGGAAAAGGACGGAAAUCAAACCUCCUUAACCAGGCACUGUUAUUGUCACUCAGUGUACUGGUUACAAAUUAUACCAGGCAAUUGGACAUGAAUUACAAACUUAAAUAUCUAAGGAUCUGUGUGAUCGAUGAACAACUAACUGGUGUUUGAACAAUACGUCUGACUAUAAAAUAAAACUUGUCAGACAAUUGAGAGGAGAAGUUCGUUACGCCACGUUGCCAUUAUAGAAAAAUUUCUGGAUCUCAACAAGCCGUAGUCCUGCAAAUCUGGCAGCCAUGUCGAUCAAUGCGCUCACAUCUUUCUUCGCUGAUCAGCCGAAAUCGAUUAAUGGAGCCGGGGAGAUCAGUACAAGUCUAAAUAUGUUGAUGCCACUUAAUCGUAGUCAACAGUCACCUUUACCGUACAAACGACUUAUUAACGGACUCAAACAAAACUAGCUGCGAGAGAACGAUUGGCCAACUGACAAUUUGACUAAACAAUACACAACUGUUAAACUGUGACAAUAGACGGAUCGAUACGCACCAAUGAUAUUGAGAGUCUUCAUAGCCAAUAACAUCAGGGCUUAACUGACAGACGACCAAUAACUUAAUUGACCAAUCAGGUCAACAACCAGAGUUUAAUACCUUCAACUGACGUGAUCAGCAACUCACUUUGCCCUGAAGAUGACUACCGCACAGGUUGUCGAAACGUCAGUCACUGUCAACAACGGUCCUAUUAAGGACUACGUACACCCGGACGAUCAUACUCAACCUAUUUAUGAAACGACUCCCGGGUUCAAACCUAUCACUAGUUUUAAAUAUUGUAAUAAGGAGUUUUUAAGAUGUCACUACGGCGACAGUAACGGCAUCGAGAAAGCCAAAAAAAGCACUAGGACAAGAUUAAAAAGCAACAGCUUGUACGAACAGCACAUUCUUUUGUACCUUUCUUUGCAGUCAUUGCACAACUACGAGGUGAAUUAAACAAAUAGACAACAAUUAUCCAUGGUCUGUACUCUUAUCGACUACAGAAAUGUCGUCAAAAUGUUCAAAACUCAAGUGUAACCACGAGUUGCAGGCGAGCGGUUUCACUGUGGUUUUACUGCAAAGUUUUGAACUUUUGACUCCAUUUCUAUUACAACAUUGACAGUUUUGACGGCCAUUUCCGUUGAAGUUUCCCCGACAAUCGCGCACGCGAGAAAGAGAAAAACAAAUUGUGUCACCAUCCAGGUAUUUUUAUGGUCCGUAUGGUCUGGUACAUAGAUUGUGACGAAUCGGCGCGCGAGGAAUCGUUCAGUUAAGGUAAAAUGCCUAAUUUCAUGUUUUAUCAACCAUGUGUACACACAACGACGGAUUUCUUUUUCUCUAUGCAAACUUGGAUAUUUUUCUUAAGAAUUCAAGCCUAGGAGAGUCUUCUUGUGGCAUUUGACCUGAAGUGAGGGAAUUGACAUAAUCGAUCUGAACUUUCGAAGAACACGAGGUCGCUUUUUAUCCUUUUAGAUAAUGCUUUAUCUUUUGUUGAGAUUCAAAAAUUUUGCCACCAUGGUAAAAUGACGUCACACUUUGCCGGAGGAUGUACGAUGGCGUGUGUUUUUAAGGCGAGAAAAAUCAAGAUUUUUUGAGCGAAGUCUAGUAGUCUCGAGAGGUGGAAGAAACUUAAAAAAGUAUUACACGGGUGGGGGUUCAUCCAUUUACCCCUUCAUAUACAGCCUGUACCAUUAAAACAGAAGGUAUCCCUAUCGUAUGCCUGUUAAUGAUACAGUUUUCACAUACCUACGUAAGAACACUGAAUUCAAAGGCCCUUUUAAGUACCUAAAAGACAAACUUCCAACCUUUUAUUUUACUUAACUCUUAAUAUCCCCACCCUAUUAUAAGCCGUUAUUAAGUUCUAAUGCUUGAGAACUCCCCGGAAAACGAUUGUUGCAGGCUAUGUGACUUUAACCCAUAAUACCGAAUAAUAAAGGUUACUUGAAACCAUCAGCCCAAUAAAUAGUCCUAAUAGACUGAUUGGAUUGCUAAGACUAAUUUUUGUGGUUCAAAGGGUAAAAUGUUUGACCUAUUUAUCGAUGUUCAGUUGUUCACGUCUGUCUCAUAUAUCAGAAACCCGGCCAUCUGAGAUGACAAAAGAUAAAGCUCAUUCAAGCAGCGCGUCGGAGGGUGGGAUCACAAACAUAGCUUACCUGGACCAAGGAGAAGAGAGAGAACAAAACGAGGAAGGUAAAGGCAAAGGCCAGGAAGGUUGGCAGAAGAAAUUUUUCAAUCACUUAGUUCAAAGUUAGAGAUUCGAUACAUUUGGGUUACCAUUUGACACCGAGGAUGUUCUGAUAUUAAGUUCAAUCUAAUGGAUAUUUAUCCGAUGUUUAGUUUAGAAAGGAAAUGAGUGUUUGUAAAUCAGAUGAAAAAUUCCUCUUGUUUGCAUCCUUAAUUCUUCUUCGUGUUACAUCUAACACCAUGAAGAAGUGAGUUUUUUUUUAAAGCGGAGCCUCCGUUGCUAUAGAAAUCGAAAAACUAUCGUCAGCGUACGCCUGUCCGUCCGUCGCCCGUCCGCCCCUACAGACUGGCAGGGAGGGACUAAGUAGACACGAAAUCCUCACCUCUUCCCCUAGAGAGUUUUUCGUCCCCUAUUUUUUCAAAAGGCUUUAGAAAUGAUUGGCUAAUCAGAAUCUUUCUACUGAGUAUAAUAAAUAGAUUUAGCCAGGGCUAAAAGCGAUGAAGCUCACGUUAGUAUACAAGCAUUUCUCAAAACAGAAACUGUUGUAAAGAUUUUUAGAAACAGUUCAGACAGACUACUCGCCUUACUUGAAUAAACCUGAACUGUUGUUGUUGUAUAUGUUUCAUGAUUGAAUUGUUAUUCACGCUUUUAUUCAUUAAUUGCCGUUAAAGACUUCUGCACUGUGCUACUGUUUUGCCCAUAAAUCAUUACGCGAAUACUGCUUAGCUUGAAUGAAGUUUGAUACCUUUGUGUACCCUUUCUAUCUUCGCCGAAAACAAGUAUCUUACGUGAGUAAAAGUUUUCCUUUCUUCUAAUGACAGACUCGUCGGCUUUUCCAGCCCGAGUUCGCCUUUUUGAAAAAGUUUGAAGUUGUUGUCACGUUUAUAAUUUGUAGUGUAUUAAGUCUGUUGCACCGCGCGACACCUGAACAAUUACCGCACAGUUUGUAUAGGUUAACGAAUUAUUAUAAUUAGUAGUUAAAGAAAAAGGUUAAAUACGUCCUAGGUCUGUCCCCCCCUUCCAAAAAAACCGCCGACAUGGUAAAAUUUUCUAUAAUCAGAUAUUGUGAGGUAUCAAUAUAAAGGCUAGACAGAACUGUUCGUCCAAGCCCGAUAAGAAACACAAAAUUAGCCUACGGGAACACAAAAGUCGGCCUGAUUUUUCUUUAAGGUCUUCCCGUAAGACAGAAAUACUAACCCCAGAAAACGUUACCUGUAAAUCGUCGCUACUGAAGAGACCUAUGACUUCGCAAAGCGGUGUGGUUGGGGUUUCAAUGAUGUAGUUUGGAAGAAUACUACUAUACUGCAAACGAACUUGAAACAUAGUGACUUUUUUGCUGUAAACAAACAACCUUUAUCUUGCUGGAAGAGUUUUUUCAUUUUCAGGUGUGUUUGCGAGUUCUUUUUUUUCAGUCACCCAAUCCCUCCCUUAAAAGGUGAACUGAUGCCAAAGGUUUCUUUUAAAAGUUAAGUAGGGAUUUGAAGAUUUUUUUAGUGGCUUAGAGUCAAUUAGUUUAAAUUUAAUUGCUUUAAUUACAAUUGUGAUGAAAUACUGUAUCGGAUGCUUGACAGGUGGUUUGAUAUUACUUAUCAAAGAAGGUGAUUUUAGAAGGAGAAAUUAAGGAUACAAAGAUAAGGAGUUUUUCGUCUGAUUUAACAUUGAUUUCCUUUGUAUUUUCUUUAUGAGUUUGAGAAUCCUUUAGUGACAACUCUUGAAUGUGCUAUAGUUAAAGUCUUCAAUUUUAAACAACAUGUGAACGUUAACGAUGUGCAGUCUAUACAUGUGGCACGAACAUUAUUUUGGAAUAAAAACGUUUUUUAUAACGUCAGCUUUCCAAGGAUAGAUACUUGAUUCUAUAUGGGAAAGGAAAUGAAUCAGAAUUCCGAAAAAGGACGCAACUGUCUUCAACGAACAGCAAAUUGGACAUAUUCUGUCUUAAACAGGGCUAGGAUUUGAAGGCUUUGGUGGCACACCCCUAGUCAAACUUUAUUGAAUACCCACCGACCUUCAUGGAAACCAUGCUCAACGAUAACAAAAUCACCAAGAAAUCGCAGUGAAAUGUCUACGGAAUCACAUGAGAAUUGCCUGAAACAUAUUCCGUGAAAGCAACCCUAGGGAGACAAAGAGUCUGUUAUCAGGGACACCCAACGUCAAUUUUCGAAAAAUAUCUGUUCGGAAGACGAUUGGAGAUCUAGAAUUUUCGGAACAUUUGUUGUAAAAUUCCUUACUUGCCUGCCUUUCCUAUGAUUUUAUUUUUACCGUGAAAAGGUCACCUAGAAUUUUCGGUAGCCUUUUUUCUGGCUGAAAUUUUCGAAAACGUAAGUUUUGAUCCCUAUAAUUUUCGGAUCACUAGACUUUCAGCUAGGGAAUCCGAACAGAUGAAAAAUUUUUAGGGGAUAAAAAUAUUCCUAUAUCUUCCGUUUAAAUACUAAAACACGUUUAACAAUGCUAUGUUUAAGUGGUUUUGAACUAUAGUCUCGUUGUGUGCCCCUGUGUUAUUAACUGUUGACUAACUCGAAGUCACCAAAGAUUAUCGCUUUACUGCGCUCCGUUCUUUUCCUUAUGUUUCUCAUUACCUUGGUACUGAAAUACUUACGAAUGGCCAAUGACUGUUUUCUUAACUAGUAAAAGAAAUUGAAUAAAAAUAUGAUUUAAGACAGAUAUGAUAGAUUACAGAAACUUAUAAUCAAAAGGUCACAAAUAAUAUUUUUCAUGAAAUUUUUUAGAAAUAUCAAACGGUGGUACUGGACUAGCAUUUUCUGGUGGUGGCAUCAGAUCAGCGGCCUUUUGCUCCGGAGUCCUGAGCAGUUUACUUAAGAGUGGAGUUGAAGUGGAUUAUUUAAGUUGCGUGUCAGGGGGUGGCUUCACAGGCGCAGCUUUCCUGGACUGGAAAUGUCACGAAGAAAAGAAAGUUAACAGGAGAGAAGGCCAGGGUAAGGGAGGCUGGCACGAGGAUUUCUUUAACCAAAUGAAAGACAGAUCAGGAUACAUCUGUGACUGGACUGGCAUAUGGAAAGGCCUCUGUGACACCUUAGUCUUCUUCCCCCUCAUGGCUCUAGUAUUGGUCGUCCUCCCAGUAAUUAAAUGGGGAAAGUAUGCAUUUCCAGUAGCGGUUAUGAUUGAUCUCUUCGGGAUUGGAAAUUUGAUGCGAAAGUCAGCUGACUGCAAUGCCGCCUUAGAGAGACAAAGAGAAAAUAAUGCGUCUGCAGUGCCCGACAAAGACCUCAUCGACCGUUGUCUUAGUGGAAAUCACAAACGUGAUAUAACUAUACUCUUUUGCUCUCUGUUUGCUGGUUUUGUUUUCCUUUAUGUCAUCAUCUCAAAACUUAAAAAAGAAUUUUUGAAGUAUCCUUGGUUAAAAAGCGUUCUGCUACUGUUUGAAUAUGCUGCCGCUUGUGUGUUAAUAUUCACGUUUAUCCCGUUCACAAUUUAUGAUUUUUUUGCGAAGAUCGCUUUGUGGCAACAGGUUUUGGUUGGAAUCAUUGCUGUGAUUGUCUGGGUUGCUAUUCCCUUCCUGCGUAAAAAGACCUCAUAUGUCCUGAUAGUCUAUGCUUAUUCUUUUGUUAUAUAUUGGAGGGUGUUUAGAGUUGGCGUGCCAGGUUUCUUUUUUAAACACGAGGAUCACGUGUCUCAUUGGCUACUGUUUUUCUCUGGAGUUGCCAUGAUGAUUUCUUUCUUCACGACAAAUUUGAAAGAGGAGCUUGUGCAUCGCUAUUUCAGGUAAGAAAAACUUAGGUCCCACAACUAGAGGAAGUACAACAAGGAUCUUUUAAGGGCCCGUCACGAUAAUGCAUAUGAGCGACGACUGUAAUUGAAUUCUCCGGUGGGUCGGAGGAACAGAAAAGUUAUACGCAAUGUUUAAUCACUAAAGCUAUAUAAAUCGUUAAUACAGCUUUUGCAGAACAGUUUUGAAGAGAUGGAAAAAAGCAUGUUUUGGAAAUUGUAUUAUCGGAUUCCCAUCGGAAUCUGGAGAAUUUGCGCUUGUGGAAUCCGAAAUCCUGGGCUUUGGAAUCCGGAAUCCGGAAUCCGGAAUCCCUAAAGAUUCGAGUCCACAAUUUAAGUUACACUGAUAAGGAUUCCGGAAUCCAGUACCUGGAAUCUGCAAUCCACAAGCGAGGAAUUCUGAAUCCAAGAUCGUACAUGGGCUAAAAAGUAAUUUGAUUUUUCAGAUGGAGGGUACAGAAAGCGUUUUUUCACAAGAACAAUAACACGAAGCCCCUGACCCUAGCAGACCUGGAAGGCAUGAAGCCCGAGUAUAUAUCCAACAUUGUUGUGAACCGUUGGAAGAACAACGAGAAAGAAAAAACGAACUAUACCCUGUUAACUAUGUCACCCUCGGGUAUAGAGCGUUUUGACCAGUGUGGAAAAGGACAGUUCGAAGGCAAACUGGAACCAAAAGAUAUCAUGUUGUCAGAGGCCAUGGCGACAUCUGCAGCAGCACUUUCCAAACACAUGGGAAAAUAUGAAGAAUCUGUUGAAGGAUUGACCCGUCUUCACACCAUUCUUGGACUUCACAUGGGUGCUACGAUGAUAAGUGAUGAAGGAUACCGAAAGAAGGUAGCAUACUGAACACAUUUUCGUGAUGAAUUUCUCUCGCCUGAAGGUGAUGUCACGUUGCACGGGACAAUUCUUUGCGACAUUGCUGCGAUAUUGCUUAUGAUGGUUACAACAUUGUUCCAACAUUACAAAGCUGUGUUGCGCUAGUAUAAAUCGUUGUUGCGAAUUGUCCCGAGUAACAUCACCUUAAAUCGAUUAAUUAUGGUUAUUUAAUAUUGUGCUACUGAUAACAACUGCAGUAUAACUCACUUUAGUGGUUGAUUUUGCCGUGCAAAUUAACUAUUGCUAUUACUUUAAUUUUUAUCCUUGCUUUCUUUGUCAUUGAACUACGCUUGUUUAAAAAUGGCAAAAGCAUGAAAUUUUCACGAUUUCUCCCCUCUAGUUCCUAUGAUAUAUUAUUUACAGUUUCUUUCAACACCUGUUCUGUUUCAGACGUCCGUAACACUGUAUAUAUAUUUCAAAUUUUCUCUGAACUUUCAUAAACGUACCUCGAUGAAGGAGAAAAGUGAAUACUAAAAAGAUAAAUAAACGAAUAAGUAAAAGUUCAGUCUGGAGGGAUUAAAAUGAAUUACCAGAUGAAAACUGCUCUCCUAACUAAAAAUUGAUAUAUCUACUCUAUAAAAUCACUAACUGCGUUCUUUAAAACGGGGGGCGAAUUGUUUCGGAGAUGGUCAUAAACGCAGAAUUUCACUUUCAUUAUCACCUCUACGAUCUUCAACAUAAUAACCUUCCUCGAACAAUAAUCUUCAACGCUGUCUUCACAUCGCAGAUAGAGACGUGAUUCCUUUAGCUUUACUGUGAUAUCACCCUUACUAUAAACUUUAUUUUAUCAAUACCGUCAUUAAUUAACCUCAUCACCUUUAUCACCCGAUCGUCAUCGUCUCAUUUCCAUAACUAUUCAUUUUGCAGAGGACGUUAUCGUUAUCUCGACCCAUUUUAAAUGCUUCUUUACCAUCCUCCUCUUAUAUCGUUCUUUUUAACUCAACAGUGCCCCCGACUGUUUGUGACGUUUAUUUUAGACUUUUUUCGUGGAUUUCUCUUGAUUAUUCCAACAAUUUGUUAUUGUCAUGGAAGCAAACGCUAUGAGCCAGCACUUUUGGGAUGCAUGAUAACUUUCCUGGUAAUACACGCUUUGCUGGCGUUUAUCGCAGUCCUUGAUUUAGCGUGUGAAGAAGCUGUCCCACAUUCAGAAGAGCAAAAACCAAAAGUUUGUGAUUGGUUUGUCAGGUGAGAGUAAUGUUAGGGUUGAUUUCCAGUGUCGCGUAAUUUUUACGUGCGUACGUGCGUAAAAUUUACGUUCGCAAAUAAAAUAGAAGCGAUUCAUAAAAGGUCGCUCGUGGCGUAAAAGUUGAAGUUGAAGUUUUCAGGCCCGUAGCCAGGAUUUUUUUACGGGUGGGGGCGAUUCUUCGAGGAGACGGAGCAAACAAAGCUCGAGGAGCAAGUAUCUAAGGGGAAAAUUGGGAUUGCAUUACAAACAUGGAUAUUUCUUAAUUUAUUGGAACUUCAAAUUGAUUUUUUUGGCUUUUUUUUGCAAAGAGACUACUUUCUUUUACAAUUUUUGAGAAUGGCAGAUGUCAAUGUCACUGUUUAGAAAGAAAAAAAAAAUAGGAAGAAAGUUGUAAAUCCGCACAAUUCGCUAGUUUGGCUGCUGAUCAUCAUGAUCUUUCAGUAGUGUCCCAAACUCAAACCUCCUUGGUUGCUUCUUAGGGGGGUCUGAAUUGGGGGGGGACCAAUUGUUGAUUGUCGGUAAAUCUCAAUUAAUAAGUAAAAAUGCAUGUUUAUCAUUAAUAUUUGCCAUAUACUUCACUCACUUUCAAGACUUUGAUCCCUAUUAAACGUGAAAAAUGUGUAAAAAUGCAUCAUUUGAUUGACCUUAUACUUCAUUAACUCUGGUUUGUUUUUGCACCACGAUGCAUUCUAUAAAGGGCGCUAUAACAUCUGUACCUGUUCGGUCAUCCUAGGGGAACUUGAGUCUUUUCGAAAUAGCAAAAAUAACUCGUUUAAGCUCAGCACUUUUUAUCUUACCUCUAUUUUAUUUACGUGAUUAAAAUUUACGUGCCUUGAUGUACGUAGCCAAAAACGCGUCAAUGGAAAUCGACCUUUACUGUAAAAGAUGACUUUUUGCUUCUAUUCGAUAUUCAACUUGGUACUAUAGUUUUCUUAGCUGUCGCGAGUUUUAGAUAGCUUUUCCUUCCUCAGAGUCAUAAUGACAAACACUGAUCAGUUGAGGAAUUGCCUUUGUAGGUUCUCAAUGUUAAUUUUCUUGGUCGUUCCAGGGAUUAUUAUGAUUAUUAGCAUUUAUUACCCCCAUUAUUAUUAUUAUUAUUAUUAUUAUUAUUAUUAUUUACCUCUCAAAAGAUCUUCCCCAUCAUUUUGAAAGACCUCCCAAAUUUCUCCUUCCCACGCAUACGAGAACAACAUCUACUGAUUAGACAAUAUUGAAGUUGACAAUAUUCUUUCUUUUCUCCCUUUAGUGUAUAGUGUGUGUGUUAUGUAUUUACUUAUUUUGUUGUUUUUUCCUUGCUUAUUUUUUACCUGUCACCGAGGUAUUAAAAAUAUCAUUUUAUGGCUAGAAGCUAGCAUGAAAACGUUAGCUAUUUAGCUCCUAGACAUCCUCUUAUCAUAACGUAUCACUUUAUGAAACAAUUUCUUUUUUUUCUUUCCGUUAACCAUUGAAAAAUGUAAAAUUCACUCCAGUUGGAUGUAAUAAUAAAGGUUGUUGUUGUUGCACUUUUUUAUUAUCAUCAUCAUCAUUUAUUAUUUUUAUUAUUUAUUUAUUUUAUAUUUUUUUGGGGGGGUGGGGGUGGAGCUGUAGGGUCGGCAUUUAAGCUCAGUGUAUUAUACAUCUUUAUGGCAAAAGAAACCAUCCAAACUUGGUUCUUUUCAGGUGGCUCAGGGCGCACAUUCCUUUCGUCUACAAUGUGAGAUUGUUUUUCUCCAAGGACAACCAUGGAUUAAUUCCACCAGCAGUCCUGUUGCUCAGUGAUGGUGGUCAUUACGAAAAUCUCGCUAUCUUGCCACUGUUGCAGAGAAAACUAAAGAAAAUUGUUGUCGUCGACGGAGGUUAUAAGGAAGAUGAAGAGGACUACGGAAAGAGCAUUUUAGAUGCAUUGAUGCUUGCUCGUACCGAGCUGAACUGCUCAUUUUAUGUCGAAGACGGUAAAGAUCUCAUUUCAGACUUGAUGCGGACGUUUGUGAACCCUUCAAAGCGGAUAAAAUCACGUUAUUACAAGUACGUAUUCUUCACUUAAUUCUCAGGAAUGAUACUCUUUUGGCAUGGUAAAGUAGAGCGAGUCGCUCCAAUAAUCCAGUGUACAAAUUGAAAUAGGUUUCUUUUUACGUCUUGUGCUUUGAUCAGUCGAUAACGUUUUCCCCUAGGUAUUUUUUCAGACAUAAUAAAAAAAAAGAUGGUCGCAAGCCGGUGGUUUGGAAACGUUACUUUUGCAUACUUUUAAAAUACAAUUCAAUCACGAACAACUAAAAAAUGUUGAAACAUUUCGCGUACCUCUUGAUUAAGAGCACACGAUAACUUAAUUUCAUUUUUUGGAUCAGUUCAGUUCGAUCAUGUUCGCUAUGAAAUAUACUUGUUUAAAAUGGCCAUUAACAAACCAGAUUUAACUCUCAGUCUACAAAUGAUUUUAAACAGAUUUAAAGUCCACUACGAUGAAGAGAAUGAUAGUGAGCCGGAACGCGAUGGAGAAAUCAUCCUUCUGGUUCCAAGGAAACUCGAGGAUAUUCGGAGCAAAGAAAAAAAGGAGGAAUUAACUUGCUGCUGCUGCGAGUGUUGUCAUUGCAAAUCAUGUUUAUGUGCUUGUUUGUCCAAGUGCCUUUGUAAUGCGUUCCCGCAACACAGCACGGCCAACCAGUUCUUCACACCCCGGAUGUUCCAGGCUUAUCACGAGGAGGGAAGCAGGGCCUGCGAGGACGCUAAAGCUAAUGUGUUUUUGCAAACUGUUUCCUCGGUGGUUGAUGUGAGAGACAGUUCGACAGAAGAACCAAAUAGAGUUGCUUUUCAACCGCUAAGAGGCGACAGCUGUUCUGUGGAUGACACAAUUCUAUUACUCGAGAGAUCAUGACUGAAGUAAAGUUAAAUAAGCCCUAGCAAUUGCAUGAGACUUUAUAACUCUCCUACCCAUACUAUACAAAGACCCAAGUCACUCGCCGAGCAAAGACCCAGGGCGCGUGAUCAAAAUUUAGAUUUUAAGAGAUCAUUGCACAUUAAGAUGAAUAAAAAAACUCCUUUGCUAUACUGCAGAAAUACUGGACAUAAUCCCACAGAAUUGCAGUGAUGUAGAAUAAUACCAGCAGACUCAAGAAUAGGUUGUAGAAAUUGGACUUUUGCGUUUGCGCCAGUAUCACAUCAUGACCUGUUUGUACAAUCUUAGCUUAACGUCGAAAAAACUGCCAUUUAAGGUGGCUGAACACAGUUUUGCGGGCAGUCAGCGGUAAGUCGCGUGACGGCGCGUGUUUUAAAUUAAACAAACAAACAUGGCGGCGAAAAAAGCAAUGGUGUAGAGAAGACGAUUUCUCAAAAUCUACUCAUUAAAAUUUUGUGAUGUUUGGCAGAAUUUUUACUUUUAUCGCAUUUUAAAUAAUGAGAACUUUAAAAUGGAAGUUAAACAGACGAAUUUUAUGACACAUUUAAUAAUUACAGAACAAUUAUAUUAUUGAUUACCUAAAAUGGUAAUGAUUAAUUAUAGUAAGCUGUCUGCAAGUUUAUAAGAAAAUCUAAUAAGCGAAUUUUAUGUAAACUGAGCGAAAGUGAAAUUUUAAGGUUGUAUUCAAUCAUUCAUGUUGCCAAGGAAACAACCGUCGGCAAACGUCACAUUUUACCUGUCAAUAAAAUCUUUCAUCAGUAUAUUUUUCACUUGCCAAGUUUCAGCUUGUGAGCUGCAACCUUUCUCUUCCCAUGAUUUGGCAAAUGACAUAUACUCAAAAACUGCCAAAACUGUGUUCAGCCAUCUUAAACUGUUAUUCGCAGACUCUUUCUGUUUCGACCAAAUCAAACGUAAAACAGGAUUCCCAAAACUCCAAGACCAUUUUCUCGGAGGUGAUAGCGCAGUGAGUUCAAAAGGUUAUUAAUGAUUUUUUUUUGCAGUAAGAGUUUAGUUCUGGAUAUUUUACAGCCUAAAAAAGACAUCGAAGUCUUCUUUCUCAUUAAUCAUUUAUUAUAUCCAAAUUGCUGUCGUGAAAACUUGAAGCCACUUACCUCUCUCACUGAAGCUUUUUCACCUGAUCAAUUUUUUUAAACCACCUUUUAUAUUGGCUGGCUCUCCAGCCGUUUGAGUGGUCUGGUUUCAAUCCUUCUCCAAAGAAUAACGCAGGCGGACAAGAGGGCUUGUUAUCUAGCAUCUAGUGAUGAUUCUUAAAUUUAACCGCCCGUGAGGUUACUUUUGCAAGCCUCAAGUUAGAAUCAUUUAGUUGUUUUGUCCUCGCCUCAGCCGAGAGCUUUCAUACUAGCUCAUGUAUUACAAACAUAAUAUAUUGAUUGAAUAAACUGGUC
This is a messenger RNA of Porites evermanni, 13370 nucleotides long. NCBI's taxonomy places the organism in Eukaryota, Metazoa, Cnidaria, Anthozoa, Scleractinia, Poritidae. The record is from the annotation of a GenBank genome assembly.